Messenger RNA from Cannabis sativa, 2266 nucleotides. RefSeq names its product probable serine/threonine-protein kinase PBL25. The transcript has 5 exons. Bases 619 to 2022 code for a protein of 467 amino acids. Gene Ontology annotation, biological process: protein phosphorylation. Lineage: Eukaryota; Viridiplantae; Streptophyta; Magnoliopsida; Rosales; Cannabaceae. Gene Ontology annotation, molecular function: ATP binding; protein kinase activity. The record is from RefSeq and is a predicted model, not a curated record.
AUUUGUGUGAAAGAAAUAAAAACAUGCAUGCAUAUGCCAAUAUUGCCAUAUUAGCAAAACAAAGACUAUAUAUAAAUAUUAAAUAAUAUACGCGCUUAAUUAUCUAUGCAACGUUAGUGACACGUUGCUUUUAAAGUUUACCACCCUUAGUGAUCACCAUGAUCAUAAUAAUCAACUCUUUCUUUAACUAUUUUUGCAUAAUUAAUAUUUCUUUUUUAAAUUUAAUAUAUAAAAUAUAAGUUAUUAACUAAAAAUGAUAUAAUUAGGAUGAUCUAAAAACAAACUUAUAAACUUGAGUUUGGUUUGGUUUGGUUUCCCAUGUUUUUCUCCCUACAAAGAAUCUUUAAGCAUUAUAUUUUUAACCUUAUUAAUUUCCUCAUUCUUUAAAAUCACCAUUUUAUGCGGAAACACCUUCAAAUUAAUUAACCCAUUUUCGUUGCUAUGCUUUUUUUGGUCCAAAAACUUUCUUCUCUUCAUCUCAGGUAAACCUCUCUUACUGGAUUUCUUUUCUCAUAAUUUUCAUCUCUUAUUCUUCUUCUGUCCAUGUAUGUAAUAUAAUAUUUUUUAAAAAAUUUAUAUAGAUAAGAAAAUUUACCAUUAAAAAAAAGAAGGAAAGAAAUGAGUUGCUUUUCGUGUUUUAAAAAAAGUAAAAAGAAAACAACAAAGAGAUCAAUUGACAUAAGAAGGUCUGGCCAAACAACUGGAGUUCAUCCAAGAAAAGAGACCAAUUCUACUACUGCACCACAACCUCGCCCUUCAGAAAACCCAAAACCAAAAUCAGCAGCAGAAUCUGAGACCACAAACAACAACAACAAUAAAGAUAUCAAUAAUAAUAAUAAUGAAGGAACAUCUAAUGGGAACCAAAAUAUUGGAGCAAAAACAUUUACAUUUAGAGAAUUGGCUACAGCCACAAAGAAUUUUAGGCAAGAGUGUUUGCUUGGUGAAGGUGGAUUUGGUAGAGUUUAUAAAGGCAGACUUGAAAAAACUGGCCAGGUUGUAGCUGUGAAACAACUUGACAGGAAUGGUUUACAAGGAAACAGAGAGUUUCUUGUUGAGGUUUUGAUGUUAAGCCUCUUACAUCAUCAAAAUCUAGUCAAUCUUAUUGGGUAUUGUGCUGAUGGUGAACAGAGACUUUUGGUCUAUGAAUUCAUGUCAUUGGGUUCUCUAGAAGACCAUUUAUUAGAGUUGCAACAUGGGCGAAAGCCAUUAGAUUGGUACAAAAGGAUGAAAAUAGCAUUAGGGGCAGCAAAAGGGUUGGAGUAUUUGCAUUACAAGGCCAAUCCACCUGUAAUCUACAGAGAUUUGAAGUCAUCAAACAUUUUGUUAGACAAGAAUUUCAAUGCCAAACUCUCUGAUUUUGGGCUUGCCAAGCUUGGACCUGUGGGAGACAAGAGUCAUGUCUCCUCAAGAGUAAUGGGAACAUAUGGUUAUUGUGCACCUGAGUACCAGAGAACUGGUCAACUCACUGUUAAAUCAGAUGUUUACAGUUUUGGUGUUGUUUUAUUGGAACUUAUAACUGGAAGAAGAGCCAUUGAUACUACAAAACCAAACACUGAGCAAACUCUUGUUAAUUGGGCACAUCCUUUAUUCAAAAAUCCACAAAGGUUUGGAGAACUUGCAGAUCCAAUUUUAGGAAGAGAUUAUCCAGUGAGAGGAUUACAACAAGCGGUCGCAGUGGCUGCCAUGUGUUUGAAUGAGGAGCCCUCAGUACGGCCCCUCAUCAGCGAUGUUGUCACCGCUCUUAGUUUUUUGGGAACCAGUCCUGAUCAUAACACCGCCACAAGUACAAAUCACCAAAACCAAAAUGACCCAACUCAUAAUAAUGAUAAUAAUAAUACCAACAAUAAUAACAGAAAUAGUAGUAGUAGUAAUAAUAGUAAUAGUAAUAGAGGUUAUCAAGAGAAAGAAGAAGAGAGAUUAGUACAAGAAAGACAAAGAGCUGUACAAGAAGCCAUUGAAUGGGGUUCAACUUCAAGGCAUAACAAUCCCAAAACUCGAUUUGGAAGUGCUGCUUCAUUAUGAUAUAAUUAUACUUAAUCAUAUACUAUUGUUAAUUAUUCUUUAACUACGUAAAAAGAAUCACCAUAUUAUAUUUGGUAUGUGGUUUGAGUUGAGGAUGAUUUUCAUUCUUUCCAAUGAAAGUAUGAUACAUUUUUUUUUAAAAAAAAAAAAUUACAUUAAUUUAUUUUUUGAUGAAAAAAAAAAACAUUUACAAAAUGUAAUUAGUUGAUUGGUUGUAUAUGAAUCUUCACAUGGAUCUUUGGAU